CCUGGAAGAACUAAGAUGCUGUCAUCGGAGAAAUAUAAAAGACUGUUUAAUAUGCCAGAAGAUGAUUACGGAACAUGGGAUAACGAAUCUGGAAUGUCGACACAAUUAUAUAGCCUACAUGUGUAAACUUUGUUAUGCUUUAAUCCUUUUUAAAGAUGAACAACAAGGAGAUACUGAUUUUUUGCCGUAUUUAGUGAGUUUUUGCAGGAGUAGUCUGAAUCUGCAACUGUUAAAAAAGAAAUAUACUUAUGUUUACGAUUUCUUAAUUAAGAAACAUCCAGAAUUGCUUGUUGAACAGGAACCUUCUGUUUCUGAAGAGAACAAACCUUCAAGCAGUGAGCCAAUUAAGGAAUCCACUCCCCAGACCGAAUUAAAUUCUGUUAAAAAUAAGCCCAUUUUGGACUCGGAUAAUAAAUUUAAAUUCAGUGCAAGUUGUAAAUGCCAACAUAAUAUCGAAAUGACUAAAUGUAAAAAUUGUAACCCGAUAAACUUAGACGAACUAAAAAAGAGUAAAUGUCUACACUUAAUCCCUAUUAUAGAAUGUAAUCAUUGCAAAAAUCUGAUCUUAAUCCUUAGAAAAGAAAAAGAUAGAACCAGAGUUAAAUUCAUUCAAGACAAAGACUAUAUCCCUUACACCGAAUAUGACAAAUUAUAUAAUCUAAAUCCUAAUCCAAAGAAAAAUAAUACUUAUUCUAAUAGUAAAAAGAGGAAAACUGACCCUGAGUUAGAUGACAUCUUAAAAGAAAAAAACCAGAAAAAGAAAAUAGAAGGCGAAGGCAAUAAAAAAGAUACCGAUAUCCCUCCAGGAAAUAAUAAUAACAAAAGAGAUUUUAAAAUCCUAGAAUCUCAAGAGGAAAUGGAACUAGAACAGAAUGAGCAGGAAAUUGAUAAGACCGAACUAAAUGAAAAAAUAAGAAACGAUGAUACAGCUAGGAAAUUUGAAUCAGAAGAAAAACCGGAACAAGAGAAAAAGGAGGAUAAAGUAAAUUACAAGAAACCUCCCCCAAUUUUUAUUACGAACGAAGAUCCAGAAUCUGUUAGGGAACUUUUAAUUGGUUAUGAAAUCAAGGAGUAUACCCUAAAAAAAGUUUCAGAUAAACAAGUUAAAGUCAUACUCAAAACGGAAGUUGAUUAUAGGAAAUUCUUACAGAAAUUGCAUGAUAUGGAAGUAAAAUUUUACACGUUCCAAUUCCCUAGCUGUAAAACGACUAAACGGAUACUUAGAGGACUACCAUCAGACUAUGAAAUAGACAAAAUUAAAUCUAAAUUUAAGGAUAUGGCAACAGAUUUGGAAUUAAAAAAUAUUAGGCAAAUAUAUCACAUAGUCACAAAAACCCCUUUACCCCUCUUUGAAUUAAGCUUCAAACUACAAAGUAAAAUAUCUGAAAGACUUGAGAAAAUUAAGAACAUGGAUAAUUUUGAGAUCAGUUUAGAAAAAAUAGACCCAAAAUUUAUAGAAAUUCCAAUUUGUAAAAUUUGUUUAAAUUAUGGCCAUACCAAAAGAUUUUGCUCUAUGGGAAUUACUUGUAUAAUUUGUACUGGCUCACAUUUCAGCUCAGAGUGCCCCAUUUCGUUAAAGGCCAAGGAAGAUAACAAAAAAGUAACCCCUAUAUGCUUACAUUGUAAAGAGUCCCAUUUUACGACAUGGAAGGGAUGUAAUUAUUAUAAAAAACUUAGGAAAGCAAAAUUAGAGAAAUUUAGAAAACAGAAAGAAUUUGGAAAAGGUGAACACCCCGUGUGUGAGAAUGGGACUCCAAAAAAUGUAAAUAAUCCUGAUGGAAUAGAGAUUAAAAAAUUGAACAAUCAACUCAAGAGUUUGGAGGAGAAGUUUGAAAAAGAAAUUUCCCUGCUAAAUAAAACAAUAGAUUUACUCAAAAACGAGA
This is a messenger RNA of Bemisia tabaci, 1883 nucleotides long. Lineage: Eukaryota; Metazoa; Arthropoda; Insecta; Hemiptera; Aleyrodidae. The record is from RefSeq and is a predicted model, not a curated record.